UGCCAGCCCUAUCUUGCAGGGGCUUUGCUUAGCUUCUCUAAAAAUUUCAUCUUUUAUAUCAAAUCAAUACAUCACUCUUAAUCGCGUUGAAUUUUAGCUAAUUUACAAGCAAUUUCUUUGCCGUUUUUUUUUCCAACUGAAGAUGAGGAGAGAGUACAAAUGGGUGCCUAGGUUUGAUUUGGUCAGAAAGGAAUUUGAUAUUCCGAGAGAUGUUAGCGUCAGAGUUUGGCCGGAAGGGCAGGACUUAAGAUCUGGAGAGGGUCUAAAAGAAGGGGAAAUUGUAUUUUCAUGCAAACACUUUUCUGCAAUUAGAUUUCCUCUUCAUCCUCUCAUUCAUAAUUUCUUUUACAGACUUAAUCUUACUCCUAUGCAGCUUAAUCCCAACUCCCUCAGAAUCCUUUCUACUACGCUUGUUUUGAACAUUGUUAAUGGUUGGAACUUGAGUUUAGACGAUAUUUUCUACUGUUAUAAUUUGGUUAAUAUCAGGGAAGAGCAAGAUUAUUAUUACCUGUGUCCCCACCAAGGUCGUGCUUUUGUUUCAGGAAAGCCCCAGUCUGAAAAACGUUGGAAAGAGCAACCUGUAAUUGUGGGCGGUAACUGGGCGGCUCCAGAGCUACAUUUUCAGCCUCUACGAAAGAGCUUUGGAAAAGCAUUCCGUCCGGGUUGUUUCACAAAGUUGGAUGAAGAGAGGAUCCAGUUCUUACAACAAACGGUACUCAAAGGGGUCCAUGAUUCCAACGCUUUACUGAAAAGUGAUCAUCUUUUACAAGUGUCUCGCAAUCGUACUGGUUGGGAGGGAUUAUUUUGUCAUACUCCAGCUCCUCAAAGGAAGUUUGUGGCUGUAGUUUCUAGUGCGUCCAAGGAAUCUUCUUCAGAUACUUGUUCUGCACCGAGUUUAUCAGAGGCCAGGGAAGAAGAAAACCAAGUGGAACAAUCAUCGAAGUAUACAAUGAGAAAAUUACCUACUGCACCUCUGCCAUGUAUGAAGAAGAGCCAUGCUGGAAGUAUAUUCACUCCAAAAAGUGACCCGGGAGUUGAGCCUCCGAGGGAAAUUUCGAGUCAAAAGAGGUCAGCUGAAGCGUCUCCCAGCAGGAAAUCUGAUUAUUUUGAGUCAAAGAAACAGAAGAUGCCUGAGGUCUCGGCGGCAACUGGUAGCAGAUAUGAUGAUGAACCUGAGCCUGAGGUGCCUGGUGAACAUAAGGGUAAAACUAAGCAAUUAUUGGAGGAUGAAAUGGUGGAUGUGAUGAUUAAAGAGGAUAGGGAACCGUACUUAAAGAAUGCUGAUGGGAAAAAGGACUUGAAGGCGGAGACGGUUGAAGAAGAUUUGAAAGCUUGCAGGGCUUUUGCUAGAGGAAUUUGGGCACUGGCUGAUGAAAUAAAGUUGUUGAAUCAUUCAGCAUCUUGUUUCUCCUCCGAGGCUCCUGUUAAAAUUAUGCAGGGACUCCUUUCUACUAUUGGCCUUUGUAAGAAGUUGGACGCUUAUGAAAUGAAGAUUAAGAAGCUUGAAUCUGAUUUGGCUGUGGCUAAGGCUGAAAAUGAAGAAGCCUACAGAGAAAAAUAUGAAGCUGAGAUGAAAUAUUCUCGGUUGCAUAAUGAGGUUGAAGAGAUUAAUAGGAAAAAGGUGGCACAGACUCUGAAUUUUCAAAAGAGAAUCAAACAUCUGGAGAAAGAGAAAGACUGUUUGUUGAAGGAGCAAGAGAAGAUUUAUGAGAGCUUCUCCAAGCAAGUUAUGGAGGAGUCAGCUAAAUCGUUCAGAUGCGGAUGGUUGGAGGCACUGAAAGAUGAUGAUGCAAACAGGAAAUAUACAAGUCCUGAUGCUUUUGACAUGGCUUGCGGUCUGAGUUUGGGCCAAUACCUGCAAGAUGAUGAUUAAAAAAUCAUUAGAUUCUAAAUUGUAGAGGAAGUUUGUUCUUCCAAAUCAGGCUUCAAUGCCAGUGCUGUAUAUCCUUUUGGACUUUUUGGUUUCGCUAUUCCUCCUCUACACAAGACCAACAGUCUCUGGCAUUCGAGGGUUUCUUUUGGUUAAAAGCUGCUAUAUGUAUGAUAAACAAGCCGACUGCAAGUAAGGAGAAAACUGCACAAGAAAUUUUAUAAAAUUAAAAAAUAGUGAAAAAAAAAAAACAUUAGCAAGUUGAUUACA
This is a messenger RNA of Mangifera indica (mango), 2140 nucleotides long. RefSeq lists its product as uncharacterized. NCBI's taxonomy places the organism in Eukaryota, Viridiplantae, Streptophyta, Magnoliopsida, Sapindales, Anacardiaceae. Bases 143 to 1873 code for a protein of 576 amino acids. The transcript is spliced from 2 exons. The record is from RefSeq and is a predicted model, not a curated record.